Molecule: messenger RNA, 402 nt
Organism: Paramecium sonneborni
Lineage: Eukaryota; Ciliophora; Oligohymenophorea; Peniculida; Parameciidae
Source: the annotation of a GenBank genome assembly
AUGACUAUCAAUCUGAAGGCAGCAGAAGAAAAAAAAGCUGAAUAUCAUGUUUCUUAUCCUAAGUAGCAAUAGAAAUAAAAAUUAGUUUUCCUUUAUUUAAUUAUGUUGAAUAAUCAAAAAGAUUCAGCUAUAGAUCAAAAAAAGCUGAUAUCUUUAGAAGCAAGUAUCAAAAAUCAAAAACAUGAAUACAAUUAAUAAAGGAUAAAUGAUAUAAUCUAGAUAAUUUUUUUUCUUAUUUCAGAUUAACCUUGUUUAACAAUAAUGUAAUUAAACUAAAAUAAAGGUUAGGUGUUCUAACUUAUAUAGGCUAAAUACUUUUCAUACUUGGAUUUGGAGAUCAAUAAUGAAAAAAAACCCUCAUAAAUAUCUAGUAAAGCUGCUAAAUUAAAUAUUCAAGGAUGA